Molecule: messenger RNA, 640 nt
Organism: Xyrauchen texanus (razorback sucker)
Lineage: Eukaryota; Metazoa; Chordata; Actinopteri; Cypriniformes; Catostomidae
Gene: ubl5
Product: ubiquitin like 5
Exons: 6
Coding region: 239-460 (73 amino acids)
Biological process (GO): protein modification process; mRNA splicing, via spliceosome
Cellular component (GO): nucleus; cytoplasm
Molecular function (GO): protein binding; protein tag activity
Source: RefSeq, a predicted model, not a curated record
UUUGACCAAAAAAAGUGUUUCAAAUAAAUUUUUGCGACGGCUCCGAAUCACGACACUUGAAAUCGGUGACGGUGACUUCCUCCAAAUACUCCGUACAUGUAAUGUUAUUGGACAAUCCUUCUGUCAAUCAAACCUCCGCGGAUCUGAUUGGUCGAAUGUGAGCGGAUAUUUUUCCACAGCGCUCGUUUGCAGCAAACGUGUUUGAUUAUCUGCGUGAACAAAACGACAAAAAACAGACAUGAUUGAGGUGGUGUGUAACGAUCGACUGGGGAAGAAGGUUCGAGUCAAAUGCAAUCAGGAGGACACAAUAGGAGACUUGAAGAAGUUGAUUGCUGCUCAGACUGGCACACGGUGGGACAAGAUCGUGCUGAAGAAAUGGUACACCAUAUUUAAAGAUCACGUGUCACUGGGAGACUAUGAAAUCCACGACGGCAUGAACCUCGAACUCUACUACCAAUAGAACACACACUCUCACACACACACGCAGUCUCUCACACGCACUUUCUCACACACACACACACAUGCAGUCUCUCUGACACGCACUUUCUCACACACACACACACACAUUUUGUCGAGUGUUGGUCUUAACAUGCAUCAGAAUUGAAUUGUUUUGAUAUUAUUUGGAAAUAAAACUCAUAUU